This is a messenger RNA of Octodon degus (degu), 2373 nucleotides long. RefSeq names its product anaphase promoting complex subunit 7 (gene Anapc7). Gene Ontology annotation, biological process: cell division. The transcript has 11 exons. The record is from RefSeq and is a predicted model, not a curated record. Gene Ontology annotation, molecular function: protein binding. Bases 173 to 1870 code for a protein of 565 amino acids. NCBI's taxonomy places the organism in Eukaryota, Metazoa, Chordata, Mammalia, Rodentia, Octodontidae.
ACAGGUAACUUUUUAAGAUCAGGCAUUUGCGUAGUUACCUAUUUUCUUGGGGGCGGGGCCACGGGUGGACCUGAUGGACCCCGGCGGCACCGCCAUUUUGAAUCUUGCCUGAAGGAUCUACCGGCUUUUGGCGCCGCUGCAGCCGUCGCUGCGCGCGGUCGUUUCCAGCAGGAUGAAUGUGAUAGACCAUGUGCGGGACAUGGCAGCCGCGGGGCUGCACUCCAACGUGCGGCUUCUCAGCAGCUUGUUACUUACAAUGAGUAAUAAUAACCCUGAGUUGUUCUCCCCAUCUCAGAAGUACCAGCUUCUGGUGUAUCAUGCAGACUCACUCUUUCAUGAUAAGGAAUAUCGGAAUGCUGUGAGUAAGUACACUAUGGCUUUACAGCAGAAGAAAGCCCUGAGUAAAACUUCAAAAGUGAGGCCUUCAACUGGAAAUUCUGCAUCAACUCCACAAAGUCAGUGUCUUCCAUCAGAAAUAGAAGUGAAAUACAAAAUGGCUGAAUGUUAUACAAUGUUAAAACAAGAUAAAGAUGCCAUUGCUAUACUUGAUGGGAUCCCCUCGAGACAGAGAACUCCCAAAAUAAACAUGAUGCUGGCAAACCUGUAUAAGAAAGCUGGUCAGGAGCGUCCAUCUGUCACUAGCUACAAGGAAGUAUUGAGGCAGUGUCCACUAGCCCUGGAUGCCAUUCUAGGUUUGCUGUCCCUUUCUGUAAAAGGUGCAGAAGUGGCGUCGAUGACAAUGAAUGUUAUCCAGACAGUGCCUAACUUGGACUGGCUCUCUGUGUGGAUCAAGGCGUAUGCUUUCGUGCACACUGGUGACAACUCAAGGGCCAUCAACACCAUCUGUUCACUAGAGAAAAAGUCCUUAUUGCGAGAUAACGUGGACUUGCUGGGAAGCUUAGCAGAUCUGUACUUCAGAGCUGGAGACAGUAAGAACUCUGUCCUCAAGUUUGAGCAGGCUCAGAUGCUGGACCCCUACCUCAUAAAAGGGAUGGAUGUGUACGGCUACCUCCUGGCACGCGAAGGGCGGCUGGAGGAUGUGGAGAACCUUGGCUGCCGCCUUUUCAAUAUUUCUGAUCAGCAUGCAGAGCCUUGGGUGGUCUCUGGGUGUCAUAGUUUCUACAGCAAACGCUACUCUCGGGCUCUCUACUUAGGAGCCAAGGCCAUUCAGCUGAAUAGUAACAGCGUUCAAGCCUUGCUACUUAAAGGAGCAGCGCUUAGGAAUAUGGGCAGAGUCCAAGAAGCAAUAAUCCAUUUCCGAGAGGCCAUAAGACUUGCACCUUGUCGCUUAGAUUGUUAUGAAGGUCUCAUUGAGUGUUACUUAGCCUCUAACAGUAUCCGAGAAGCGAUGGUAAUGGCGAACAAUGUUUACAAAACUCUAGGUGCCAACGCACAGACUCUUACUCUUCUAGCCACUGUUUGUCUUGAAGACCCAGUCACACAAGAGAAAGCCAAAACUCUGUUAGAUAAAGCCCUCACCCAGAGGCCGGACUACAUUAAGGCUGUGGUGAAAAAAGCAGAACUACUUAGCAGGGAACAGAAAUAUGAAGAUGGAAUUGCCUUGCUGAGGAACGCAUUGGCUAAUCAGAGUGACUGUGUCCUGCACCGCAUCCUGGGAGAUUUCCUUGUAGCUGUCAAUGAGUAUCAGGAAGCCAUGGACCAGUACAGCAUAGCGCUGAGUUUGGACCCUAAUGACCAGAAGUCUCUAGAGGGCAUGCAGAAGAUGGAGAAGGAGGAGAGCCCCACGGAUGCCGCUCAGGAGGAAGACGUGGACGACAUGGAAGGGAGUGGGGAAGAGGGGGACUUGGAGGGCAGCGACAGUGAGGCGGCCCAGUGGGCUGACCAAGAGCAGUGGUUCGGCAUGCAGUGAGGGAGGACAGGGACUCUCGCACAUGUGGUGAGUGCUGGUGGCAGGCACCCUGUCCCUCUCUGAGCACUGGUCAGGACUUCAGUUGACCACCAGCAAGCCAGCCUGCCUUCCUCCAGCCAGGGAGGACCCAGGAGACUACAGCUGCAGCCUUGCCAGGCCAGGCCAGGCUAGGGGCCUGUGGCGCACUAACUGCCACACCCAGCACCUGGAGCGCUAGACGGUGGUUGUCUGUGAUGCAGAAGGGUCUGAAGGAGUGGCCCGCCUUCCCAGAGUGAGAGCUCACCUCCUGGGGACUGAGGCUUUCCUGCUCCCAGAAGUCAUCCUUCUGCGUGUCCCCUGGGGACCAGCUGCCUCCUGCAUUGGUACCAAUGCCUUAAGCCAGCGGAGUUUACCCUUCACCAUGCUGGCAUCUUGCCUUGACCUGGGCCAGCUUGAGACGUGGGCGUGACUCGUGCACCAAGGCACAUGGGGCAGUUAACUAAUAAAAGUGGUUUGUACAGUCA